Molecule: messenger RNA, 846 nt
Organism: Penicillium cataractarum
Lineage: Eukaryota; Fungi; Ascomycota; Eurotiomycetes; Eurotiales; Aspergillaceae
Product: O-methyltransferase
Exons: 3
Coding region: 1-846 (281 amino acids)
Molecular function (GO): O-methyltransferase activity
Source: RefSeq, a predicted model, not a curated record
AUGCCGUUGACCGAUUCGCCGCCCCCGCAUCCCCGUGUUGGAGAGCGUUCGCGCGAGGAAGGCCGAGAGAUGAAGCUCCUGCACUUUGUCUACGGCCAGCCAAACCUCGACGAGAUCAGAGGCCACCCACAAAAGGUGCUGGACCUCAUGGACGAAUUCGAACAAGACUACCACAUGAUGACAGUCGGCGGGCCCAAAGGCAAAAUCGUGACCGAUCUAAUCGACGAACUCAAGCCCAAGACCAUGAUCGAACUCGGCUGCUACGUGGGCUACUCAGCCAUCCUCUUCGGCGAAGCAGUACGCCGCAACGGCGGCGAGCGCUAUCUCAGCCUCGAGCUGAACCCCGAAUGGGCCGCCAUCGCCAACAUGCUAAUCGAACUAGCCGGUCUACGCGACUUUGUACGGGUGAUCGUUGGUCGCAGCGAUAUUUCAUUGGACAAGUUGUAUCGCAGCGGCGACGUGACUAAGAUCGAGCUCUUGUUUAUUGACCAUUAUAAGCCGGCGUAUACCACGGAUCUGAAGCUGUGCGAGCACCAUGGUAUGAUCGUUCCUGGCUCGGUGCUUGCGGCGGAUAAUGUGAUUCAUCCGGGUAACCCGCCGUACUUGGAGUACGUUCGGAGCAGUGUUGGGCAGAAGCGGGCGGCUGCGAAGGAAGGGCCUACUAAGGGGUAUAACGUGGAGGGGAUGCGCGAGCGCACUGUUAACUCGUUCAUGCCCGAGGGUGAUACGCCCGUCUUUGAGGUUGUUGGCAAUCCUAAUCUCGUGUACCAGAGUGUGUUGCGGCAACCUGAGGGAGAACGGGAUGCCAUUGAGGUGACACGCUGCGUGGGGGUGGAAGAGGCAUAG